UUUACAAUGCAGAUUACAAGCCCGCAAUGCCUUUAAAACUAAAUCUUACAGAAGAGCAAUUUGCAAAAUUAAAAAAAGAUUUUGACCGUGAUAUUGAAGAGAAUUUAAUUAUGGACACAUACUUGAAAGGUCUAAAGAUAAGGAAUAUAACGGACGUUAGAGUGAUGGAUGGCACAGAUGCGGUGUUAUCAGAGGCAUUAUUUUUCUGCCAAAUAUUCAACUUUAAUAGGGAUGGUUCAUACACUUUUUGUGGUGGCGCAGCAAUUGCCGAACGUUUUAUUGUUUCUUCAUCACAUUGUUUUAAUAAAGAAGACUCGCUGCAAAAAAUUAAAGUUAGAAUCGGGGCAACCAAAUUAGGAAAAGGCGGCCACAUUAAAAUCAAGAAAAUAAUCACUCAUGAUUCUGAAGAUCUGGCUCUACUUUUAACGGAAGAUGAGAUUGAAAGUGGAAACAGAAUUGGUCUGGCAUCUAGAGCAGAGAGACUCAGGGAGAUAGGAACCUUCUUUGGCUUCGGUAUCAGCGGCUUCCUAAACUCUGUACAACUACCAACAACACUUCAAAAAACAACAAUCAUCGUGAAGGGAACAAUUGGACACUGGGUCCAUUUGUUUGCGACUUCAGGAAACCUCGUGGAAGGAGACUCCGGUGGAGCUGUUAUUUGGAAGGAACACCGAAAAAGUGUGAUAGGAAAAAUUUAUAGUGGACUUGACCAGAAAAGCAACAGUCAUCUUUUUCUACGUGCUAAGGAAUUUAAGACGUGGAUAAAUUAUCAAAUGGCUAUAGCCUUGUAAGUACUAGUAGACUAAUCUAGUUUUAUGUUGAAGAGAAAAUUUAAAAAAAAAAUUAAUAUUUAGACGCGAUGAGCUGUGAGUUAAAAUAGAGAAAACAACAAUUAAAAAUGAUUUAAAAAAUGCUGGAGAGAAAGAAAAAAUUGGAAGUGGGGAAUUACUUGAAUAUUUAUUUCGUGAUGAACAGCUUCAAGCCUUUAUUCCAAAAAUGAAAAAAAUAUAUCUGAUUAAAAAUGGGACAUUGAUGGGAAGAGAUA
Molecule: messenger RNA, 1045 nt
Organism: Meloidogyne enterolobii
Lineage: Eukaryota; Metazoa; Nematoda; Chromadorea; Rhabditida; Meloidogynidae
Source: the annotation of a GenBank genome assembly